GAUCGCCGAGGCAGUUGCCCAGGUUGUGGCGGAAACCAUGAGCGGAAGAGUUGUCGUUUCAGGGAUGCUAUGUGCCGGACGUGCGGAAAGACGGGUCACAUCGCCAGGGUCUGUAGAUCGGCGGCGUCGGGAGCGACAGGAGCACCUAGACUGGAGCAUCGCAGACCGCCCACAGCACCUCGUUUUCUAAAGGACUGCCACUACGUAACGGAGAUCAACGGGAGGGCCGUGCAGUUUCCAGCGCAAGGCAAGGCACACGUCAAGGUGAAGAUUGAGGGUCAGCAGUGCGACAUGGAGGUGGACUCCGGAUCUGCAUUCACCAUCGUGUCGGACCAGACUGCGAAGACAUUCUUCCCCAGGGGUAAGUUGCCCCCUCUGGAGCCCUUCCCGGCAACCUUGCAGUCGUACUCAGCAGGCCGCAUCCAUGUUAUGGGAAUGUGUGCCGUGAGAGUACAGUUCCGGGACAAACAGGCUGUACUCAAACUGGUGAUUGCGAAGGGCAGUCGCCCCAGUCUCCUGGGCACUGACUGGUUCCCCGCCCUGGGACUGAGUAUCUCAGGGCUAAAUUCAAUCCAAACCUGCCCUGAGAUGAGCGAGGCAUUAUGCAAGGAAUUUGCUGGUCUCUUUAAUGGAAAACUGGGUUGUUAUAAAGGGCCCCCAGUUGACUUUGAGUUGGACCCCGGGGUGGCCCCAAUCCGACUCAAACCAAGGCGAGUGCCAUUUGCACUGCAACCCAAGAUCGAGGCAGAGCUGGAUAAAUUGGUCAAGCAGGGAGUUCUCUCACCCGUGGACUCUGCUAAGUGGGAGACUCCAAUCGUCACGCCCCUUAAAGCAAAUGGGGAAGUCAGGAUAUGUGCAGAUUACAAAUGUACUAUCAAUAAGGCACUCAGGGGAAACUCAUACCCCAUUCCAGUCGUAUCACAUCUGUUGGCUAAACUGGCUGGGGGCAAGGUGUUCGCCAAAAUUGACCUGGCACAAGCUUACCAACAGCUGCCAGUAACCCCACAAUCAGCGGAAGCACAGACUAUUGUCACACAUAAAGGGGCGUUCAGAGUUAACAGAUUACAGUUCGGAGUUUGUGUGGCCCCAGGGAUUUUUCAAGGGCUCAUGGAACGCCUGUUAAGGGGUCUGCCGGGGGUCUUGCCAUUUUUUGAUGACGUUUUGAUUGCUGGAAAAGACCCACAGGAACUGGUUGCGCGUGUCCGUGCAGUGUUGCUCAAGUUCAAGGAGGUGGGGUUGCAACUGAAAAAAGAAAAAUGCAGUUUUGGGGUGCCAACUGUGGAUUUCUUGGGGUUUAAAAUUGAUGCAUCAGGCAUCCACCCCACAGAUGCUAAGAUUAAGGCCAUCAUCGAGGCACCACGACCACAGAACAAGACGGAGUUGCAGUCAUUCCUGGGACUUAUUAACUUUUAUCAUUCAUUCUUACCCCAGAAAGCUUCGGUAGCUGAACCAUUACAUAGACUUUUGCAGAAAAAGACUGUGUGGCGAUGGGGGCGGGAGCAGCAGAAGGCUUUUGACUCCUUGCGAGAAAUGCUGAGUAGCAGGAGCGUCCUUGCUCAUUAUGAUGAGUCGAAGCCGCUGGUCCUGGCAUGUGAUGCCUCUCAAUACGGCCUGGGGGCUGUGCUGAGUCAUAGGGAACCGGAUGGGUCGGAAAAGCCCAUCUCUUUCUAUUCACGUACGUUGUCACCCACGGAGCGCAACUAUGCUCAAAUUGAUAAAGAGGCACUAGCAAUUGUGUCAGGAAUCAAAAAGUUCUAUGAUUAUUUGUACGGUCGCCAUUUCUCCAUUGAAACGGACCACAAACCACUGUUAGGGUUGUUCAACCCAAACAAACAAACGCCACAAAUUCUCUCCCCCAGAAUGUUGCGUUGGUCAAUAUUCCUGAAUGGGUUCCAGUACACCUUGACCCAUGUGCCGGGGAAACAGUUGUGCCACGCUGAUGCGCUGAGUCGAUUGCCCCUUCCUGGCGGGAGCAAUGAGGAUCCUGCUCCGGCGGAGCACAUUAUGAUGCUAGAAACACUUCCGGGGGCUCCUGUAACAGCUACUGAUAUAGCUGAGAAAACGAGGAAAGAUGCUGUUCUCUCCCGUGUGCUCACUUGGGUGGGGAGGGGGUGGCCAGGUGGUCCGCAUGAAGAAAAAUUCAGGCCUUAUGCGACAAGGCAGCACGAAUUGUCCAUGCAUAAGGGUUGUCUCCUAUGGGGAGAUAGGGUGAUCAUCCCAGCACCACUGAGAAACAGGGUUCUUGAGACGCUUCACAUGGGACACCCAGGAAUGGUCAGGAUGAAGUCGCUAGCCCGAUGUUAUGUGUGGUGGCCUGGAAUGGACCAGAACAUAGAACAAUGGGUACGAACAUGCAAGGCAUGCCAAGAGGUGCGGCCAGAAGUGGCCAGAGCACCAGUCCACUGGUGGGAGCAGUCCAGGACUCCCUGGAGCCGGCUGCACAUAGAUUUUGCUGGGCCAUUCCAAGGGAAGGUCUUUUUGGUUAUCGUUGAUGCAUAUUCCAAAUGGUUAGAAGUGGCGAUGGUCCCUAGCAUGGCAUCAGCUGCCGUAAUCAAGGUGUUGAGGCAGCUGUUUGCAACCCACGGGUUACCUGAGACCAUUGUAUCAGAUAAUGGGGCAGCUUUUGUAUCCCAAGAAUUCAGGGCAUUCUUGGCUGAUAACUUCAUAAGAGGGGUCACAUCCGCGCCCUUUCACCCAUCCUCCAAUGGGCAGGCUGAGCGCAUGGUACGAACAGCCAAAGAAUCCAUUGCGCGCUUAAUGGAGGGUAACUGGUCGGCUCGCAUUGCACGAAUGUUAUUUUUGCAGCAUGCGACGCCGUGUACUGCGACGGGCAAGUCGCCAGCCGAGCUGCUCUUAGGUAGAAGACUGGUAACGGUGCUGGAUUAUGUCCACCCAGAUAAAAUGCCAAACCGUAAUUCAAGAGCAACCCCCCAGGAUGAAACUGACACAACAAGGUAUCUCGCCCCUGAAGAUCUGGUCUGGGUGAGGAACUAUUCACGAGGUCCGCGGUGGGUGGCCGGUGUGAUCACCCGGGCUAGUGGACCUGUGUCCUAUUAUGUGACCUUGGAAAAUGGGCAAGUUUGGAAGAGACAUAUAGAUCAGCUGAGGCGCCGGGCACUCAGCAGGGAGGAGUCAGAUAAUUCAUCCCUGGCUAAUGACGCACAGCUGCAAGACCAGAGUGAAGAUGGCCCAGAGGUGCAGUCACCAGGGGCUUCAGCAAAUGAACCAGGGUCUGCUAGUCCUCAGGAUGACGAGGUACAGGUA
This is a messenger RNA of Zootoca vivipara (common lizard), 3264 nucleotides long. The record is from RefSeq and is a predicted model, not a curated record. NCBI's taxonomy places the organism in Eukaryota, Metazoa, Chordata, Lepidosauria, Squamata, Lacertidae.